AUGUCCGCAGGCACCCUCUACACCUUCGUAGGCUCCGGCAACAGCUACAAAGUCCGGCUGCUGGAGAAGCUUCUCGGCAUCGAGCUCAAGCACGAAGAACUCGAUUUUCUCGCCGACGAGCAACAUCAAGAAAAGUUCCUCAAGAUCAAUCCUCGCGGGGAAGUGCCAUGUCUUGUAGACGGCGACAAGACAUUCCACGACUCCAGCUCUAUCUUAACGUGGUUGGCGGGAAAAUGGGGCGAUGGAGGGAAAGCUCAAGGUCCGUCUUCGUAUUGGUCAAGUGAUCUUUAUGAGCAGGCGCAGAUUAUCAAUUGGCUCUCCUUCGCCAACAGCUGGGUCCAGUAUGGCGUCUUCACGAACCGGGCCAUCCUCUCCUACAAUGGGCCCUACAACGGCCUCGGCAACAAUCAACAAUGGCCACAAUCCAAACUUGACGUCUUCCUCGAAGAGGGCGAAAUCCGCGGAAACUACUCCCUCAAAGUCCUCAACAGCCACCUGACCGAUAACGACUGGCUCGCCGUAGGGCGCCCGACGAUCGCGGACAUCAGUGUCUUCGUGUAUGUGGCGUUGGCACCGAUGGGGGAUAUCAGCCUGGAGCCGUAUCCGAAGGUGUUGGCGUGGAUCGAGAGGAUUAAGAAAUUGCCCGGGUUCUUUGCGAUUGAGGGGUUGGAUCAGCCGUUACUGCAUGUGCAGAGGUGGAAGAGUGCUGGGAGGACGGAGCCGAAGAACGUGAAAAAAUAG
Messenger RNA from Zasmidium cellare ATCC 36951, 741 nucleotides. RefSeq lists its product as uncharacterized. Gene Ontology annotation, molecular function: glutathione transferase activity. Gene Ontology annotation, biological process: glutathione metabolic process. Bases 1 to 741 code for a protein of 246 amino acids. Lineage: Eukaryota; Fungi; Ascomycota; Dothideomycetes; Mycosphaerellales; Mycosphaerellaceae. The transcript is spliced from 2 exons. The record is from RefSeq and is a predicted model, not a curated record.